AUGGGGCCAUCAUAUGAGCUCUACGAUGAUGAGGCAUGGGACCGCGGUGAGGCUAUUUUUAAUGAGGACCUUUACUAUGAGAUUGCCAGGUUCGUCACCAAGCACCGAACGGGCGGCAGCCCAAUGAAAUUCUUGCCCCCGAGGAUGGGAGGUUUCAACUUCCACUACCGUAUCCAGUAUUCCGACGGUCGCUCUGCCAUCAUUCGCUUCCCCCUCCCGGGCUUCUUCCAGAUGGCUGAGGAGAAGCUAUGUGCCGAGGUAGCUGCAAUGCGGUAUAUCGCCGAUAACACGACUAUACCUGUGCCUUUUGUCCUCCACUACGGCAUGGCGCACGAGAGCCCAGGGGCGCUGGGUCCCUUUAUAAUCAUGGAGUAUAUGGACAAUUUUGGCGAUGUUAUUGAUAUGCUCAAAGCACCUGAUCGACCCUUCGGAGAAAAGCCAGUUCUAGACCCAGACAUGGAGGAAGAGAAACUCGAGUACAUGUACAGCCAGAUAGCCGACAUUAUGCUCCAGCUGGCCAAGUGCGACUUCUCCCAAAUUGGAUGUCUUGGGAUGCGGAAUCACAAUGACGAGACUGACAAUGUCGACCCGGAGGUCACCUGCCGCCCGAUGUCGUUCAAUAUUGCCCAGCUCGGGGAAGUAGGAGGUGUUCCUUAUUUUGAGCUGCCCGCCGUCUCCAAGACCUUCUCUACCUCUUCCGAAUACUACUCUGCUCUGGCCGAUAUGCACCUACAGCAACUCUCCUUCCAGCGUAACCAAGCUAUCAAAUCAGCCGACGACUGCCGCAAGAAAUACAUCGCUAGGCAACUAUUCCGCAAGCUGGCCGCCGAGCGUCGCAUAGCGUCAUCGGACACGGACCUCGGCCCUUUUAAGCUGUGGUGUGACGAUCUCCGCCCAGGCAACAUUCUCGUUAACGCCGACCAUCGCAUUGUCGGCGUGAUUGACUGGGAGUUCACCUACGCCGCCCCAGCCGAAUUCAUAUACUCCCCGCCGUGGUGGCUCCUCCUCGUCAUGCCUGAAGAGUGGCCGGAAGGACUCGAUGACUGGGCUGCCAAGUACGAACCGCGACUCAAGACCUUCCUCCGUGUCAUGGAGGCCAAGGAGCGCGAGCUGGUGGAUUCAGGCCGUCUUCACGAGUCCCAAGUGCUGUCAACGCACAUGCGCCGUAGUUGGGAGACGGGUGGCUUCUGGCUCGCGUACGCGGCACGCAAGUCUUGGGCGUUCGAUGGUAUCUUCUGGAGGAGCCUCGACGAGCGGUUCUUUGGGAAAAAUGCGGGCGGCUUCAUAGAGAGGCUGAAGCUUCUGCCGUCAAAACAAGUCGCUGACAUGGAGGCUUUUGUAGAGAGGAAGAUGCGAGAGAGGGAAGAGUGCACCUUGAUUGAUUGGUACGCCGAGGACGCAGAGUCCAAGCUGCCGCCAAACGUCAUUGAAGUACUUACAUGUAGUCCCACAACAACGGCUACGAGUCAAAUUGACAUACGACUUGGAGGAUUAUGCUCGAAAUAG
Molecule: messenger RNA, 1506 nt
Organism: Emericellopsis atlantica
Lineage: Eukaryota; Fungi; Ascomycota; Sordariomycetes; Hypocreales; Bionectriaceae
Product: phosphotransferase family protein
Exons: 3
Coding region: 1-1506 (501 amino acids)
Source: RefSeq, a predicted model, not a curated record